Messenger RNA from Drosophila suzukii, 2718 nucleotides. It is a transcript of the gene Gr85a, whose product is annotated as Gustatory receptor 85a. Gene Ontology annotation, cellular component: membrane. The record is from RefSeq and is a predicted model, not a curated record. NCBI's taxonomy places the organism in Eukaryota, Metazoa, Arthropoda, Insecta, Diptera, Drosophilidae. Gene Ontology annotation, biological process: sensory perception of taste.
GGUUGAGGAUUGAGUGGUAGUGGAGCAGGCGGUGGGUCAGAUCAUUGGUCAGAUCCACCAUGACCUCGGCGGGGGUCAGUUCCUUGGCGGCGAGGACCUGAGGCAGGUGAUCCAGUGGCGUCAAUGGAGGCGGUGGAAAGUGCGGAUGCGGAAAGCCGCUGGCACGGAACUCCUCGUGGUCUAUCUGGAUGUAGUGGGCCGUCGCCGGGAGAAGGAGGCUGAGGUUGAGCCCCACCAGCCAGGUGAUCAGCAGCCGCAAUCCAGCCAUGACAAUGCAGCCGACCUCGGAGUGAACUGAUUGAUAGCGCACUUAGCACUCUGAUUGUCGCGUUCGCGGCUGUUUAGCAAAAAAAAAAAUUGGCAAGCUCUAUCCGCGUCCCCAAAUUGCAGUCCAUUCGUAUUAUAUUCCACUUUUUUUCGAUCCCGAUUCAAUUAGCCCAUCACCAAUGCUCUGAAUUCAAGGUGAUGACAAUUCCGAAAUUCGUCAACCGUCAAGCGACGGGGGUAUUCCACAUUGUUUCAGAUGCAGUGGGUCGGAUAGUUGGGUAUAUGGUAUAAAGUGCGGGGUCGUUUCGCUUCUGGUUCGAACUGAUUCGCGUGAUUGCUGCUGCCAAACUGAAGUUGGGGCUGCCUGGGUAGUGUGCUAAAAUACGGCAGCCGAUCGAUGGAAUGGGAUGGGAUCGGAUCGUAUAAUCGUAAAUUCGAGCUCGGCUUCGUGGUUCAGCCAGUCGAUGGUGUUGCGUGGAAAAUGUUUGCCAUGCCAAAUCUGAAAGAGCGUUUGUCGGGGUCUUAUAAAACUCAAUAGUAAGCGGAUUAUUACUUCGAAAAGUUAAUUAAUAAUAUUUAAUUAUACAAAAAAGUGACUUACAUUAUUUUUGAAAUUUUCUUCGAUUCUUAAGCAAAAUACCUAAAAAUAAUGGUCAAUAUAUAAUAACUGUCUUACCUCCUUGAGCUCGCAAUCUACAGACUUUUGAAGGUUGAAUUAUUUGGACAAUUGAAAAGAAAUUAAAUAUUUAAAUAUUUUUUAAAUCAGCUGAAAAGGGUUAGCAAUCCAUUCUGUAGGUCGCAGCUGUACACAAUAUAGAGUUCCUUCGUCAUGGUUAAUCUUUUGCCAAAGUUCCCAUAUGAGAAGCGUCAAAGGAAUCGAUUGUUAUAGGCCCAAAUGAAUUAUUUUUCAAGCAACAAGUAUUCCCAAGAGGUUUUACCGCCAACUGAUUGUAUCUUUGGUAAUCGAAAUGGCAUUCCUGGCACACUUACUUGAUGUACAAUCAAAAUUGCCCAUCAGUUGCUUCGCGGGAAUUAAUAGAAAAGGUCAUGCCGUCGCUAACAAGGCUUGUAAAAAUUGGCCUGAGCUCCUUUUGUGCCCUCAAUGGAAUUCUGGAUUUUUACCUGGAUAAUGGAUCGAAAAGACUGCGCUGGUCCCGCUGGUUGGCCAUCUAUCGAAUAGUGCACAACUUUGUAGUCUUCAGCCUGACGACAAGGUUCCUGCUGGAUUUCUGGGAGCAGCAUGAAGCAGAAAUAAAGAACUCGCUGCUAAUGACGAUUAACUUCUUCACAUACUUUACAUUGGUGUUUCUGUCGAUAAUCAGCUCCAUGGGCUGUUGCUUCUAUUGGCAGAAUAAAAUCUUUGUGGUUCUCCAGAAGUUAAGGCAUCAAAGGGAGCAGAGCAGGCAGUUAGGAUAUCGAGUGCCGAAGGGCAAACAGCUAUUCGUGGACUGUUUAAUGUUUCUGGUCACCGUCCUUCUGAUCCUUCGCCUCAGCAUCCAUGUGAGCACGUGGAUAAUCAGCAUCAGGGUUGGCUUGAAUCACCCCUGCAACUGCUUCCUGCCCGAGUGCAUGAUCUUUGCCAUGAACUACCUGGUGUUUGCCAUCAUGGCCGAGAUAAGCCAGUGCUGGUGGAGAUUGCAGACCGGACUGGAGAUGAUACUCCUGAAUCAUCCAAAUCUAAGAACUGUAGCUAGCCAAUUAUGUCAUAUUCAAAGGCUGCACACCAUGUUUCAGUGCCUAAUCGAUGUUACCUCGGAGGUGUGUUCCAUGUUCAAGUUCGUCCUUCUAAUCUACUUGAUCCGCAAUCUUUGGAGUGGCAUUGUGAUAGGAUACAUGGUGAUACGUCUGGUUUUUGGAAAAGGACAUGCCGACGUUGAGCUUAGCUAUAUAGUACUGGCCUUUGUCAUCUGCAUCCAACCUCUGAUGUUCUCGAUCCUGAUGAAUAGCAUGACCCACACAACCGAUUCCUUACUAGAUGUAACCAAGGAUAUUUUGAGAACACCUCACAAACAAAGCGCUCAGGUGGAUCGAAGGAUCGAAUGGUUAUCGCUGCAAAUGGCUGGUCAACACACCUACAUCUCUGUCUUCGGCACAUUUCGCCUGAAUCGCUCUUUAGUUUUCACAAGUUCAUCUGUCAUCUUGAUUCACGUGCUCUAUAUGGUGCAAUCUGACUAUAUUUCGUUGACUAAGUGAUGAAUUUACCAACCACAUUUUCAAAAAAGAUGCCCCCUUUUAAUAAACACACUCACAGUUAGUUUUGAAAGUAUCAUUUUGCUCUUGUCUUUUCUGUUUUUAUUUUAUUAUAGAAUUCUUCUUGUGUUUAGCUUAUUUCGUACAAUUAGUUGUUUACGAUUUUAUUCAUUCUGAUUUCGAUUUAUUGUUUAAAAUCAACAUUCAUAAACACGUCCAUUGAAAUGAUUUUUAGAGUUUCUUGCUUUCUUUGUUGUAUAU